GCUCCCACGGUGGUGCCGCCGAAGUUUGGGGCGACGGUCGUGCCACCUCGGAUGGCAAUGGGAUCAAUGGGGCCACCCAAGGCCAUCCCGCCACGGAGGCCCGCGACGACGGCGGCAGAGGUGCUGCAAGAGGUCAACGAGAAGCAGGAGACGCCAGGAAAAGAACCUCAACCCCGUCAACCAGGAGGAAGGGGCGCCAGGCCAAACCGCCCGAGCCAAAAGAAUCGGGAGACGGGCCGCUCCUUUGAAAGGCUCGCGGACAGGCUCCUGACCGCCAACGAAAAGCUGCUGACAGAGACGGCAGCGCUCCAGUGGCAGGAGGCACAGAACUUCGAGUUGCGAAGUCAGAUGCAGGAGCAGGAGGCGAACUUUGCUCAGCAGCUGCAGUUGCUGACGCAGCAGAAGGAGCAGCUGGAGACGGCGAACUUGCAGGCGAAUGCUGCUCACCAGCAGCUGCUGGCCAGCUUGCCAGAGUUGAGCCAAAGUGGCCAGUACAAGCAGCUCUACCUGAACGCCGAGGCAUGUCGUGCCGAGCUUCAAGGCAGGUUGGAGAAGGUCACGGGGGACAACCUCAAGCAGAUGCAGGUUAUGCUGGAUGAGAAGCAGAAAGCGGCAGAGGAGCGACGUGCUCAGCUCAUCAAGGAGCAUGUGCGGCAGCUGCAGGGCAAGGAAGCCGAGCUGAAGGCUCAGAGGCAAGAGCUUACGGCUUUGACGGAGGAGGUCCUCCAGAAGGACGCGGAGAUCACGGCAUUGAAGAAGCAGCAGCAG
Molecule: messenger RNA, 768 nt
Organism: Symbiodinium necroappetens
Lineage: Eukaryota; Dinophyceae; Suessiales; Symbiodiniaceae
Source: the annotation of a GenBank genome assembly